CAGCGACCAUGCCCCGUCCUACGAAUAGAGAGGAGGCCCUUGCGCGCCUUCGUGAGACCAUUGCGUCGGGGAGCAUAGUUCUCGGAGCCGGAGCAGGGAUCGGCCUCUCGGCGAAAUUUAUCGAGAAGGGAGGCGCCGACCUCAUCGUCCUCUACAACAGCGGGCGCUUCCGCAUGGCAGGACGAGGCUCCCUAGCGGGACUCAUGCCGUACGGCGAUGCGAACGCCAUCGUCCUCGAAAUGGCGAACGAGGUGCUCCCCAUCGUGGAACGCGCAGGCGUCCUCGCGGGAGUCUGCGGCACCGACCCCUUCCGCUCCAUGCCGCGCUUCCUGCGGCAGCUCGCGGACACCGGCUUCUGUGGCGUGCAGAACUUCCCGACCGUCGGGCUCAUCGACGGCACUUUCCGCCAGAACCUCGAGGAGACGGGCAUGGGGUACGCGCUCGAGGUCGCGAUGAUCGCCGAGGCGCGCGCGCUCGGGCUGCUCACGACGCCGUACGUGUUCGACGUGCCGCAGGCGCAGGCGAUGGCGCGCGCGGGCGCGGACGUGCUCGUUGUGCACAUGGGGCUCACGACGGCGGGCAGCAUCGGCGCGCAGACGGCGGUGUCGCUCGACGACUGCGUGCGCACGAUCCAGGCGUGCCGCGAUGCGGCAGUGGAGAUCAACCCCGAUAUCAUCGUGCUAUGCCAUGGCGGGCCGAUCGCGCGGGCGGGGGACGCGGAGUACGUGUUGGGCAGGACGAAGGGGGUGCACGGGUUCUUCGGCGCGUCGAGCAUGGAGAGGCUCCCGGCGGAGGUUGCCAUCGAGGAGAACACGAAGGAGUUCAAGCGUCUGCAACCCAGUCUGUGAUCCUGCAUCGUUGCGUGAUGUGUUCAGUGCGUCCAUGUGAAACGGGGCAGCGAGUACGGCAUUGUUAGCUUUCUUCACCAUCCUAGCUUUCCGACGCCACAGGCGGUCGUACAUCUUGGCAGUGGCCAUGGAAUGUAGAUGAUGUAUUGGCCGAUAGUGUCUUGACAUGGGUAUGUCUUCAUAAGCAGGGGGGUCGGUCAGUGGCAAUACAGGAAGCCCUUACGUUAUCCUUA
This is a messenger RNA of Postia placenta MAD-698-R-SB12, 1081 nucleotides long. RefSeq lists its product as hypothetical. Lineage: Eukaryota; Fungi; Basidiomycota; Agaricomycetes; Polyporales; Adustoporiaceae. The record is from RefSeq and is a predicted model, not a curated record. The transcript has 3 exons. The coding region runs from base 9 to 848 and encodes 279 amino acids. Gene Ontology annotation, molecular function: catalytic activity.